AUGGCCGACAGCCAUAACCCAAACCCGCCAUCCUACCAAGAUGCCACCCGGCUCCUGGAUUGGCUGGAGCUCGCCGCGCCCUUCAUUCCCGCUCGAGAGUACGCGCGACUGUGCCUUGUGUCGCGCCGCUUCUAUCACCACUUCGCUCCUCGCCUUUGGAAUGACCCCCUCGCCGUCGCCACCCGGCUCUCCCGACACUGGGCAGAUUUCGAGCGCUAUCAACACUUCAUGCUGAGGCACCUCAAGGAUGUCCGGCCUGUUACUCGCUCGCUCGUCACCUGUCUUGAUCUGCGCCGCUUGACGCGUCCGGGCUCUGUCUUCUCGCUAGACUCCAGCGGCCCUACCCUCACCGGCACUCUCCGCCACCUGCCGUUCACCUUGCCCCGGCUCCGCUGUAUCCUGCUCGAUGGACACUCGGAUGUCGACACGGACGUCCUGGUAACGGCGUGGGCUUCUGGCACCCUCGCUGCGCCGCCACACUUCCAACCCCCUUUACUCCUGAGCAUGGCGCAUUGCCGCACUCCUCUGCCGACAGCUUUCUUUGGGUGUAGUUUUCUGAAAAGCCUUGUGUACCUUGAUGUGUCUGAUGUGCCUGGUUCACUCAAAACGCCCUUGAUGCAGCGCAUGAUGAGCCCUGACAAUCUGCCGCGUCUCCGGAUAUUGAAAGCGCAAGGGCGCGAGGUGGACGACUCAGAGGCGUCACUUCUCUUCCAAACUUUUAAGGACCAGCUCUGGAGUCUGGACUUGAGCCGGAACAAGCUCUCAGACAAUGUACUCUAUGACAUGUAUCAAUUCACCUUCCCGGCCGUGACGUUGAGAGGCCGUGGAAGCUCCUGCUCCGACGUUGAAGGCACGUUGCUCUUACCCCAAGGACAGGGCAGCGAUUUUUAUGGCCCCUUUUGCUUUGUUCAAGAGUCGCAAUCGAGUGCCUCUUUCACCCACCCACAGAGAUACCUGGCCGAUGCUCCCGUCUACACUAGAGACGCCCACGGACCGGUACCGCAAGGGAUAGCCGGUGCUAGAUUAGACGGCCGACGGGGAAUCAGGGACGACUCGGCAACUUCCGUCAAGAAUUUACUCUGUGGCGACAGUCCGGGAUCACCCUUUCACUCGCUAGAUGACCCAGUUCAGGAUCUGGACGUAUGUUGCGGCCACGGGGGCAUCACGCACCUGUACCUGAAUGAGAACAAUAUCUCCGCUCAGGGCAUUGCGAAGCUGAUCCGGUCUUCUCCCGGGAAUUUGCAUCGUUUCGAGUGUGAUUCCAUGUCUCUCAGCUUCCCCGACGGCUGUCUUCCCAAGUGGAUCUCGCCAACAGCGAGGUUGUCAGGUAUCCUUGGAGUUGCGCACCUGUUCCGCCCUGUGUUCUCGUCGAAUCUACAGGUAUUACGAAUCCACCACUCUCUCGUAACGCAACUUCCAUCUCUGGAGACGGACGACUUACCCACUAUGUCAAGUUUAUGGCUCGCUGAGACCUUUCUCCUACCGAGAGCAGAGCUGGCCUAUCCUGAAGCCUUUCUCCCAGAUAUGAACCCCAGACUCCGAUCGCUCACCCUAACACGGAUUCCUAGAUAUUCUACGGGGCCUCUUAUUGACAAGUUGGUUAGGUUCUUAGAACUUGUCUCCCUGCAAGAGCGGGCGAUCCAGGAUGCACAGCCUACAUCAGCCAGGCACGCACCAACCGUUUUGUUAGGCCUCAGGCAUAUCCGCCUUGAAUUCGAGCCUGACCUUAGCGAAGAGCUCGGGCCCGAGCUUUCUGAUAUCGAGGGCCUCGAUUCCGAGGCUCUGAUGAGAAUGACCACGGAGGAAUUUAGCUUCUUUGGAGAUUCUGGCGGUUGGGAAUCUUCGCCAAGCACAGCAGACGCUACCGACGCUGGCACCAAGUCACUGAUGUAUGUAGAGAGACAGUCUGUCGCUAGUGCUAGCAGUCCUCGCAGUGCAUCUGAGCCUAAGAACCAAGAAUCGGCCCGGCUAGAACGAUACCCGCAACCCGAGACAUAUCUGUCUGGGCUGGAAUACCUCGACGCCACCGGCGCGGGCAUAUGGAAUGGAGCUGCCUUUACCGUGCCCGUCUGGGUAGGCACUGGCCCGAAUGUCUACGGCCACCAAAUGGAGAAGCUUGACGCCGUUGGCGAGUAUAUGCGGCUCCUGGCGAAUCAUCCCGCCUUGCGCGCCAACCCCGUACCGGCCUCUCCCUGUCACGUCGCCGCCGGCGUUCCACCUGGUUCCUACAUCUUCUUGGCGGCCUGGGAUGCUAUGUUGGCCCCGCCUUCGGCGUCCAACAGCGCAAAAGCUCGCAGCCACAGCAACGGCGAGAGCAUGCGCAAACCAACGCAGCGAGAACUCAAAGGAAUGCGAGACGUUGUUGCCGCCAUCAAGGCCUAUCGCGUCCAGACCCGCAGAGCGUACGACGCGGCGCGCCAACGGGCAUCGCGGGACGGCAUUCCACUGCGGCCGCUACUGGGCGAUCCGCAUUUCCACUGGGGCGGCAAGCUCGAGGUGUCUAUGAAGGACCCAGCGGCGCACUACCAUUCAUCCAAGUACUGGCGAUGAUGGCUGCUUCUCUGUCUAUUGUAGGGGUUAUAAUGUUAUGGCGACGUACUGUGAACUCCAACCAUGGUGGAUGGUUCGUAGAUGAGAAAUGUGGCAAUAAUGUAGAUAUAUAGGUAAUGUGAGGCGGUUGGUGUCGUAUGCUGCGGCAUAGUCUCCAAUCCACGAUGGGUUCUAGUGAUGGCUGGUGCGGGGUGUUUGUCUACGGGUGGUUCAUAUUUAUUAACCACCGGAUGUGUUUCGUUUAUUGUACUAAUUUGCGCUAUAGUGUUCAAUCUAGGUUCUACGGCUCGCAGACAAACAUUCUUCCAGAAUUUGCUUUGGUCUAGUUAUCACUUGUGUCUUCGCCUACAAGUAGAAUGUCUCCCCAGCAUCUGACUUCCUG
Messenger RNA from Lasiosphaeria miniovina, 2932 nucleotides. RefSeq lists its product as uncharacterized. Lineage: Eukaryota; Fungi; Ascomycota; Sordariomycetes; Sordariales; Lasiosphaeriaceae. The transcript is spliced from 2 exons. The record is from RefSeq and is a predicted model, not a curated record. The coding region runs from base 1 to 2550 and encodes 849 amino acids.